This is a messenger RNA of Dermochelys coriacea (leatherback sea turtle), 4446 nucleotides long. RefSeq names its product anoctamin 2 (gene ANO2). The transcript has 25 exons. Gene Ontology annotation, cellular component: plasma membrane. NCBI's taxonomy places the organism in Eukaryota, Metazoa, Chordata, Testudines, Dermochelyidae. Gene Ontology annotation, molecular function: protein dimerization activity; chloride channel activity. Bases 155 to 3244 code for a protein of 1029 amino acids. The record is from RefSeq and is a predicted model, not a curated record. Gene Ontology annotation, biological process: chloride transmembrane transport.
GGAAACAGGAAGGACGGGGGAGGAGUUGAGAGGCUGAGAGAGAACUACAGAGGGUACAGCAGCAGCUUGGUAAAGAGGUUUCCACUUUGAAAAUAAAGUCCUGUUGAAGCUUGUUAGUACCUUGCCUGAUUGAUAUAACAUUUUGGUGACAAGAAUGGAUCUUCUGCCUCCAAACCCACCUGCACCCUUUCUCCAAAGCCCAGAUAUUCCUUUAACACCUUCGCAUCCUACCCAAAACGGAGAGCAAAGAGCAGAAUCCACUGGGAGCUCUUCUUCAGCUUACAACAACAAAUACCUCACAGUUCCUCAGACCCGGCCUUCUGUGCAUUUUGGCAGAAUCAAUGGGGCUUUUGAGCCAUCUGGCUGCAUGGAGACUCACAACAACUCUAAAAUUAACAAUUACCUGGAUGGGACCCAAGUGGGGGCCAGAGGUGGGACAUCCCCAGGUGGGAUGCAUUUCAGGGACAGCAAGAGGAAAGUGGACUACGUCUUAGCCUAUCACUACCGAAAACGUGCCUCUCAGCACCAACGAGGCACUGGCUCCCUAGGUCCCUUGCAUAGACCUUCCCCCUUGGCCAUUAUUUCUAAUGGGGAGAUGGGGAAAAGCCACUCUGAGCAACAGCAAAACCAGUGGCAGAAUGCACCCCAGCAGCAACAUGUGCAGCCAGAGGUUCAGAUGAUCGAGAUGAGCCCAGUGGAUGCCCUAGAGGAGGAGAAACGGGAACAGAGGGAGGAGUAUGAGCGCAACCUGGUGGAAGCUGGCCUGGAGAUAGAAAAAGACAUUGAGAAUAAAAGCUAUGGAUUGAGCUUUGUGCGGAUACACGCACCUUGGAAUGUGCUUAGUCGAGAAGCAGAAUUUCUUAAAAUCAAAAUGCCCACUAAAAAGAUGUAUGAAAUUAAAGAAGAAGGAGGAAUUCUCAAGAAGCUCUAUGAAAUAUGGCACAAAACUACAAAGCCUCUGCAGCCCAAGGUCCCACAACAAAACAACACAAAGAUGAAAAGUUUGUCUUACCCCUUUUCCAGAGAGAAAAUAUAUUUGUACAACAUUAAAGACAAAGACACAUUUUUUGACAAUGCUACCCGCAGUCGAAUAGUACGUGAAAUUUUAAAGCGUACAUCUUGUACAAAAGCCGAAAACAGUAUGGAUAUUACUACAUUAAUAGCAAACAAUGUCUAUGACGCAGCAUAUCCUCUUCAUGAUGGUCAAUAUGAAGGCCAAAAUGAUGACAGGAAUGAAAGAAAGUUGCUGUAUCGAGAAUGGGCAAGAUAUGGAGCAUUUUACAAGUAUCAGCCUAUUGACCUCAUAAGGAAGUAUUUUGGAGAAAAAAUAGGACUGUAUUUUGCGUGGUUGGGUUUAUAUACAGAAUUCCUUAUCCCAUCUUCAGUAGUUGGGAUAAUAGUUUUUCUUUACGGAUGUAUAACCAUGGAAAAUGACAUUCCUAGUAAAGAGAUGUGUGACCAACAUAAAGCGUUCACCAUGUGCCCUCUUUGUGACAAGUCUUGUGACUAUUGGAACCUCAGCACUGCAUGUGCUACAGCACGCGCUAGCCACUUAUUUGACAACCCUGCAACAGUCUUCUUCUCCAUUUUCAUGGCUCUCUGGGCUACCAUGUUUCUUGAACAAUGGAAGCGUUUACAGAUGAGACUAGGUUACUUCUGGGAUCUCACUGGCAUAGAGGAGGAAGAAGAACAUCCCAGACCAAAAUAUGAAACUAAAGUACGACAGAAAAAACUCAAAAAUGAAACCAAUAAAAAGGAUAAUAUAGAUGAGGAUGAAAAGGAGAAGUUAACCUGGAGAGACCGUAUGCCUGGCUAUCUAGUGAACGUUGCAUCCAUUUUAUUUAUGAUUACAGUGACAUUUUCAGCAGUUUUUGGUGUGACCGUGUACCGAAUUAUUACAGCAGCUGCCUUGUCCAUCAGCAAAAAUGAGUCAACCAGGUCGAACGUUCGUGUGACUGUGACUGCAACAGCUGUCAUCAUUAACCUGGUUGUGAUCCUUAUAUUAGAUGAGAUUUAUGGAGCUGUUGCCAAAUGGCUGACAGAAAUGGAGGUACCAAAAACAGAGAAGACCUUUGAAGAGAGGUUAAUUUUGAAGGCUUUCCUAUUGAAGUUUGUGAACUCUUAUGCACCAAUUUUUUAUGUUGCCUUUUUUAAAGGAAGGUUUGUUGGCCGACCUGGUAGUUAUGUAUAUAUGUUUGAUGGUUACCGAAUGGAAGAGUGUGCUCCAGGAGGCUGUUUGAUGGAACUCUGUAUUCAGCUGAGCAUCAUUAUGCUUGGAAAGCAACUUAUUCAGAAUAAUCUUUUUGAAAUUGGAAUCCCGAAGUUAAAAAAGCUGUUCAGGAAGCUGAAGGAUGAAAGGACUGAGAAAAAGGAAAGUGACUCCAACCACUCAAAGCACCCUCAGCAAUGGGAUCUCGAUUACAUGUUGGAACCUUUCACUGGACUGACUCCAGAAUACAUGGAAAUGAUUAUCCAGUUUGGCUUUGUCACACUCUUCGUUGCCUCCUUCCCUCUGGCUCCGGUGUUUGCUCUUCUCAACAACAUCAUAGAAGUUCGGCUGGAUGCAAAAAAGUUUGUUUCUGAGUUAAGGAGGCCAGACACAGUGAGAGAAAAAGAUAUCGGAAUUUGGUAUAACAUUUUGAGUGGUAUCGGAAAGUUUUCAGUUAUCAUUAAUGCUUUUGUAAUCUCUGUCACAUCUGAUUUCAUUCCACGCCUUGUGUAUCAAUAUGCAUACAGUCAAAAUGGAACCAUGCAUGGCUUCGUCAAUCAUACCCUCUCAUACUUCAAUGUUAGUCAUCUCAAAGCUGGAACACAGCCAGAUAACUCACAGUUUGAACAGGAAGUUAUAUUCUGCAGGUACAAGGAUUACAGAGAACCACCUUGGUCCCCAAAUCAGUAUGAAUUUUCUAAGCAGUACUGGUCAGUUUUAUCUGCUCGCUUGGCUUUUGUUAUUCUAUUUCAGAACCUGGUCAUGUUCCUCAGUGCACUGGUUGACUGGAUGGUUCCUGACAUUCCCAAGGACAUCAGCGAACAAAUCAAAAAGGAGAAGAGUAUGCUUGUCGAUUUCUUCCUGAAGGAAGAGCAUGAGAAGCUGAAACUGAUCGAAAGCUUUAUCAUGUGUGACAAGCACAGAAACAAAGGCGAGACAAAAGGCCGAAGGAACCGAGCAGCAAGCUUCUGCCACUUUAGCCGGAGUCAGCGGGGCAGCUUUGCAUCCUUUAGCUCACAGCACACAGAAGUAUGACUCCUUAGGGGAAGGAAAUGUACCAUGGAACAUAUGUAAUACUUGUGUACUUACUGUGUGAUGUGAUCCUGAAACUGGAGUGAGGGAGGGAGGGACUGAUAGGUAGGGAGAGUGGAGGAGGGAGUCUGUCACUUCUCAGGAAACUUCAGGUGUAAGUUCCUCUGUAAUAUUUUAUACGCUAUCUGGGCUGCAGCACUUUCAGCGUUAUUCAAUGCAAAUUAAAGAGCCAGGCUAUGGCUUUGGCUGGCCCUUGCAUAGAAGCAUGGGAAAUGGGGAGGGCAGAGUACAGCAUCUAGCACAAUAAGGUUCUGGUCCAUGACAAGAUCUCCUCGGGCUACCAUAAUACCAGUAAUAAGGAGCCCUCCCUCUCUUGCACUCUCGGUGUCAAGACCAGCCACAAUCCCAAUCCCUGCACUCUCCUGAGUGCAAGGACUGCUACAUGCUAACAUGCCCCUAGGGCAGUAUGUACUCCAAAGAAGCAUGGGCAAUAGACCCUACCACACAUGUUUUAGCAGACCUGGCCAGCCACAGAAGGAGCUGAACAUUGCAUCCUCUCAAAGGAUGUAGCAAUAAACACAUUCCCUCUGCACACCCAGAGGCUCUAGGAAUCAUUGUGCCUUCGUGAUGCACAAUGCCUCUUGGUGCUCUUACUGUAGUGGGGCUUGCCACAGCACCCCCGAUGCAGAGCUAUGGUUAAAGGCACAAAAUAGCAGGACGACAAAUAAUUAAGAUUACUGAGCACUUUGGCCUACAGUUGUUGGUUUAACAGGAGCCUGAAUAAUAAACAGAGACAUAUCACAACAUAAGCAUCUGAAAGAAGUAAAGAUGAUAGAACUAGCUAAGCACAUCACUGUUUGUUGUUCUGAGCAAAAUACUCUGAGCAUAAUUCACCUCUCACUUAAACUGGGACUUCAGCUCCAACUGGUGUCAAUCAGAAGUAACUCUGUUGAUAUCAAUGCUGGAGUUAAACUGGUAUAAGUGAAAGUAGAGUGACGCCUUGUAACUCAUGUGACAAUAUCUUCCUGUACGUUGCUCCAGAAAUAACAAAAAGUUGCUGUUGUGUAUUUACUGUAAAUCAAGAUGUUGUUAUGCAUAACUGUAUUCUAUGGAGAAAAGAAAAACAGGUUCAUUAAUUAGGUUUUUAUCUAAAUGCACCUAAUGAAUAAUUUUAUUCUGUUAUGGAUUAAAAAUAAAACUUUCUU